This is a messenger RNA of Closterium sp. Yama58-4, 5742 nucleotides long. Lineage: Eukaryota; Viridiplantae; Streptophyta; Zygnematophyceae; Desmidiales; Closteriaceae. The record is from the annotation of a GenBank genome assembly.
AUGGAGUCUCGGAUCUUCGGCAUUCAGGACGGAUGGCGGGAAUUUACUGUUCCUUCCUCGACGCGACCUACUCGGAGUUCGAGCUCAGCCCAAAACACUAGCGUAGCAUUGCAUCCCGACGCGCUGACGUGUCUUGGCGGGGGCUCGGUGCUUCAGACUCGGGGAGUAGACUCCGUUCAACCCAAUCAGCGCUUGCUGACGUGGCAGAUCCGAUCCGAAAUCCGCCAAUCGCACUCCGUUCUUGUUUUGAAAGAGCUCUUUCCGAAUUCUUCCUUCCCCGCGGCUAAGCCUGCUCCGCUCGUUACAGGAACAUCCGCGGCUGCUGUCGCUCGCCAGUUCUCUCAACGGCAGGGAUCGCAUGAGGUGCAUUUACGGUUCCCAGCGCCCCUUCUCCCGCUCGCAGCCUUUGUCGUCGAGCGCAACCCCGAGAUUGCCGACGACGGGGCAUUUAGCGAGGAUGCUUAUAACGUGGAUGAAGACGAUGAGGAGGAUGGCGAGGGGUUCGAAUCGGGAUUCUUUCGCGCGUCCCUGUACCUGCUGUCCUCAGAUGGCGUGAUAUACUCUAUAGACCUAGGGUUUGGGGGGCUUGACAGCAACAGUAGCGCAUUGAAUGGCGCAAACGGCUUAGGGUUUCGCCUAGACGGUGCUUCCAGGUUUGACACCAGGCCUGGCGGUGGUACGGGAACAAAACCUUCCGAACCUUCCCUCCUUGGUAACUUCUCCCUCGGCUGUUUGCGGUCGUUUCAGCUCCCGCCGAACCUCGUAUCCAGGCUCGGUAGCGGUUUGACUUCAAUAGCAGCCGGUCUGGACACGGUUUGCCUCGGCGGAGGUUCGGGUACUGUUCUCGCUGUCCCGUUCCACAAACUCGCCAACACUGUUGUGCCUGUAACGGGUGGCUCUAUAAAGCGGGAAGCAUCUGGCGGAGCGGGGGUGGCGGAGUUGCGGGAAGGGGAGGGCGCAAUGGCGCGCCUGUGGGGGAUGGUAGCCGCAAGCAGAGGCGCGUCUAUCGCGCCUGUACGGUCCAUUCAGCUGCUGGCGCGUGGCGGGCAGGGGUUGGCUGCGGUUGCGCACGCAGAUGGCGUGGUGAGGGUGUGGGAUGUUUCGAGGAAGGUUCGUGUGGCGACGGCGACGGUUACGGCGGAGUGGGGACCGGGCGGAGUGGCGGCUGCUGCGGGCGCGGGUCAGGCACAUGACGGCGCAUGGGCCAUCCAGCAGAUCCUUCUGCGCCCCGCGCCUGGCCCCACUCGCUCCGCCAACCCCCCCUCCUCCGCCACCACUGCAGCUGCCGCCACCCAGUCUAUACUAGUCAUCACCACCUGGGGGGGAAGGGGCGAGAGGGGUGCGGGCGAGAGGGGGACGGGCGGGGCAAGGCCAGCAGCAGGCGAGCAGGAGGAGGGUGAGCGCGAGCAGCAGCCGGUUGGGGAACGCGCGGUAGACGAGGGGGAAGGCGGGGAUCAGGGGCUGUGGAUUAGAGACGUUCGCGUGCUGCCCGCUGCAGGUGGUGGAAGUGGUAGGGGGCGGAGGGGCAGAGGGGGCGGAGAAGGGGCGGGAGAUAGGAAAGAGGUGGACGUGUGGAUGCUGCUGCAAGAAGGGCGUGGUCGUGAAGGCACAGGCACAGGAACAGUCCCAUCAGCCGCAUCAGCUGCAUCAGCGAACUACCACGCGGUGUGCCUGCCUGUGCGGUGUGUGCCGUCCGACAACAAUGGCUCUGCCACUGCCACUGCCACUGCCACUGCAGCGGCGGUGGCAUCUUCUCAGCAACUUCCCCUUCCGCCGUCGCCACUGUACGCACCAAUCAGCGCCUGCCAGGUGGCGGAGCAGCAGCUAUCAGCGUCACUGGGCCUCUCAGACUCGUCUCGCCACCAGUCCUUCUCCCCUCCGCCUGCGUCGUCAGCCACCGUGCCAGCAGGAGCACCUGCAUCUGCACCUGCUACAGCCACUGCAGCCGCUACAGCCUUGACAGCCAGUACGUUGGCUGAUAUGGGCGACAGCAGCAGAGCGAGCCUGGUGUCGGCCUUGGGCCUCGUUCCCUUCCUCGAGCUCUCCCCCGUCCUCUGCGCUCUUCCCAAUGCAUCCCCUGCAGGGGAAGAAAAUGGCAGCUCACUGGCAGCAGGAGCAGGAGCAGCAGGGGGAGCAGGAGGGGCAGGAGGGGCAGGUGAUGCAGUGAAUUGGAGCGAUGUGACUGAGUUUUGUGCCGAUGCUCUCGUUGCUCGUCUGCUCUGCCCGUCCGCUCUGCUCGAGCCUGCCGCUGCCCAUCUGCUCACUUGGUUACAGCACCACCACCGGCACUACCACCACCAUCAUCAGCAACAGCACCACGACCAGGAGUUUUUCUCCUAUGGCGGCCAACAGAAUGGCACGUUCGGAUCGUCCAAGCCUGAAGAUGUGGCUCGGAUGAGCCACGAUGCGGUUCGGCAGGCUCUCCUCUCCUACCUCUUGGACCGUCGGCCGGACCUGCAGGUGCUGCCGAGCCUCCUGGGCAGCUCGGGGGGCGAACCUUCUGAUCUGGUUCGGCUGGUGGAUCGGUGGGAGCACUUGGCAAAGCAAUACCUCCGAGCAUGGGCGGCUGUGAACGCGCCUGUAGGGCUGAUUGCAACAGCCGGUUUCGGUCCAGGCUCGGGGGCAGGUUCGGGCACCGGGGCUAUCGGUCUGGUUCGGGGAUGCACAGUGUCUCUGGUGCAAGCGCCUGAUGUGUCAAUGCAGAUAAACCUGUGGUGCAGUGCGGUACCUGCAGCAGCGCGCACAGCAGUGAGUGCAGCAAGGCUGGUAGCAGCAGUGUCUACAGCAAUACCCACAGGAACGCCAACGGGAAUCACUACAGCAGGGUCUGCAGGUGCAGCAUGUGGGCAGCGGGGCAGCUUGGGAGGCAGCCCGCUGCUCCUUUCACCCAGCGUGGUUCGUUCCCUGGCCUCCGCAAGACCAGCUUCGGUCGGACCCGGUUCAGGCAGGUUGAAUGUUGGCGGUCAAGGAAUCCAGCGGCCAAUGGAGGAGCGCCAGCUGGCGGCUGUGUUGGGAGAGCUUGCCAGCUGUCUGGAGCUGAUUCGCGGGCGAGUGGGCAGGCUGGUUUUGCUGGCUCUUCCUGCGUGUCUCCUCUCACCGUCCCUGCAGCCUGCUGAUGUGUUUGCACACGUGGCAAAGUUUUUGGAGUUUGGUCAGCUGGCGCCGGGCAGCUCGGGCAGCGUGAACAGGUUGCGAUCAGCUGCCCGGGAAUUCGUUUCCCAGCAGAACACGGAGCAGAGGGUGUUUGCAGUGAAGCUUCAAGCUGCCCUGGGGAAUUUGAGAGACGCAGCAGGAGGGAAAUGGGGCGGUGUACUCGAGGUAUUGGAGCUGCUUGUAACGAGUAUGGAUCUGGGUAGACUCCCAGAAGGUGCAUCUGCCUCUGGGUCCCAAGGUGCAGCAGCAACAGCAGCAACAGCAACAGCAGCAGCAGCAGCAGCAGCAGCAGCAGCAGCGGUGGAAGGGCAGAAUGGGAGUGGGGAGAUUGACGAUCUACCAAGCAGCACCCUCCUCCUGCCCUCCCUCUUCUCUCCCCUAGAGCUCUCCCACGGUCUCACCCUCUUGCUAGGCUCCCACCUCCACCUCCUCCUCUCCCUCCUCCCUCUCCUCCACUUCCUCCACCUCUCCCGCUCGCCGUUCCUCCUCUCCCCCUCCGACCGUUCCUUUCUCUCGCGUCGCCUGCUCCCCUUCACUCACUCCCUUCUCUCCUCCACCCUCCUCCUCCACACUCUCUCUGACUCAUUUGCUGCUCGGAGCCCAGAGGACGAUUUUUCUGUGGACCUCCUCUCGCUGCAUAUUGGAGGGAAAGGCGUUGCUGACGUGGAUGGCGAUGCUGACAUGGGGCUGCGGCUGCUGGAGCAGAGUCAGUACCACGUGGUGAAGCUUCUCUUGGACUGUGUCGAUCGAGACGCACACUUUUCCAACAGCCUGUUGGCUCUUUCCCGAGCCAGAACUUCUGGUUCGGCCGAACCUGAAGCCUCGGCUGCGCGUUCCUUCCUGUUGGGGUUUGCUCUGGUUGCAUGCGCACACGUCCCUGCUGACCUCCCUGCCUGGUUUCAACUAAGUGCCACCAGCAGCAGCAGCAGCAUUAGCCAGCUAAGUGCUGGUGGCAACAGCAAGGGACAGAGUGUGCUUUUAGCAGGAGAAGGGGGAGGGCGUGAUUCAGCAGCGAGGGAGGCCAUGCGGGCAGCACUGGUGGAUCGGGCAGUGAAAUGUUUCUUCCGGGCAGCGGAAGGAGUGGGAGCGUGGGUAGCAGGAGCUGGUGGCGGGGAGGGAGGGGAAGCGGGGGCGAGCAUGGGAGAGGGUGGGAACCCGCUGCAAGGCCUACUGGAGAUGUUCAGUGGCAGUGCGAACAACAGUGUGGGGAGCACCACUGGUACAGUAGCAGCAGCCGUACAACCCGCAGCAAAUGCAGCAGCAGCAGCAGCAGCAGCAGCAGCAGCACCAGCAGCCACAGCAGCAGCAGCCGCAGCAACGGAGGCACGGCAGCGGUUGAGGUACUACGAGGCGGUGAUGCGGCUGCUGCAGCGCUACAGCGAGGGGCCCUCUGCCGCCCGCUUCGCCCUUGCCGCCAUCCACGAGGCCGACGCCGCCUUCCCGGAAGCUUCCCACGACGAACGCGACGAGGAGCGGCACUCACAAGCAGCGGCAGUGGCAGCAGAGGAAGCGGGAGGAGUGGGGGCGGGAGCAGUGGGGGCGGGAGCAGUGGGAACGGGAGCAGGGGCAGCAGGGGAGGUGGUGCGGGGUGUGAAGGGGCGGCUGUGGGCGAAUGUGUUUGAGUAUGCGGUGCAGGGCGGGCAGUAUGACGAGGCCUUCUGUGCUCUCGCCUCCAACCCCGACCCACUCACCCGCAGCAUCUGCCUUCGCCAGUUCGUGGCUGUGCUCUUGCCAGCAGGACCAUCGGCAGCAUGGGCUGCAGCACAAGCAGCAGCAGCGGCUGAGGCAGCUAGAGCAGGGAGGGCGCUGUCGACUCUGUGUGGCCGCGAUCUGCCGUACGCUGCUGCUGACCUGCACGUACAGGUGGAGCAGGAGCUGAUGUGGCUCGCUGAGAACUCUGACGUGGCGCUGUCCCUGCCGCUGUCCACGUUAGCGUCGGCGCCGGCUGCCACGUCAGCGGCGCUGGGCAGGGUGAGCCCGUACAAGCUACUGUACUCGUUCCACGUGGCGCGAUCUGAUUGGAGGAAGGCGGCGCUGGCCAUGUACCGAUACGCAUGGCGAUUAGGCAGGGAAGUGCUUGGCUCGAGCAGUACCGGCAGCAACCGCACUGCACCCACUCCCACUCCUGCUGCUGUUUCUGGGAGUGCGGAUAGGAGGAGGAAGCAGGGAGUGAGUCCUGGGUUCCACCAGCCUAGUCCCGGAAAGCUGUUCAGUCCGGUGCUGAAGGGAAGUCCGGGGAUGACGUUGGGUGCAGAGAGAAUUCCCGAGGUGAAGCUGAGUGCAGUGCGGUUGAGAGAGAUGAGCCUGGCGGUGGCAAUUCAGGCGCUGGAGCUGAUGGUGUGGGAGGGACGGGUUGCGGGAGGGUGGGAGGACGGGGGAGAAUGGGCGGAAGAGAGGGGAGGGGGGGGUCUGGAGAGAGGCGAGUCCGGCCAAAAGGGGGAGGUGGGGAGGAGGGACAGGCGGCGGCGUGCCAUUGGGCCGCGGCACGGAGCCGGUGGGACUGGAGGAUCUGCGGAGGGAGCAUGCGCUGGUGGCCGCCCAAUCACUGCUCGCCACGUGUCCCGGGACCACUGCAGCGCUGCUGGGUGA